Molecule: messenger RNA, 1989 nt
Organism: Prunus avium (sweet cherry)
Lineage: Eukaryota; Viridiplantae; Streptophyta; Magnoliopsida; Rosales; Rosaceae
Product: RING/U-box superfamily protein
Molecular function (GO): zinc ion binding
Source: RefSeq, a predicted model, not a curated record
UCAUAUCGCUCCCUACCCACAGCUCAGCUUUGAUUUCAACGUUUACUCUGUCCCUCUCUCUAUCUAUGAUGAGUUUGCGUGAGCAAUGGAGCAAAAAAGCUGACGUUAUAUAUUUUUUUUCUCGAGAAAACUGAAAAUCUGAGAGAAAAAUAGAAGACAUGGGAAGAAAGUAAGCUCUAAAGCUGGUCGUCUGACUGUGAUACUCAUUGCGUCUUAUAUUAUCAGCUUACAUAUGAAUAGAAAUAAAUUAUUUGAAUCUUUUCGCUUCAGACAGUGUUGAAAGUAAAGAAGGAGGAGGAUUUGUAGAUAAAGUGCAAGUUAAGUAUAAUCUAUGCAUCCUCACCUUCCAAUUUGGUUGGCGGACUUAGAUGGAUGUUCCCUCUCCAGAACCAAAUAGUGACGCUCAAAGUGACCAAUUUCCUUUGCUACUAGAGCAGAUGGAAAACCCUAGCAAUCAUGUGCACAUAAUUGAUGUAACAAGGAAUCGUGAUACUUCAGCAAGUUCAUCUAGUGAUGACCAACCUCCUAGAGUGGACUUGCCUCAGCAUGAAGAGAGACCAUCAGCUAGUACACAUGCCCCUACCUAUCAAGCUGCUUCAUCCUCCUCAAACAGAUUAAAUUCUAGGAAUUCGUCAUUUAUGAGGAGAGGUGAUGGGUACAGUCGUCGCCGAAGAAGCCCUUUGAAUUCAGGGUUAUGGAUUUCUGUUGAGCUUGUUGUCACUGUGAGUCAGAUUAUAGCAUCUAUUGUUGUUUUGUCAUUGUCAACAAAUGAAAAUCCACAAGCCCCUUUGUUUGCAUGGGUUGUGGGUUAUGCAUCAGGUUGUGUUGCAACACUUCCUAUUCUUUACUGGAGGUUCCGUAACCGCAACAGAGGUGCUGAGCAAGAAUCCUUUCAAUCGCAUCAAGGGUCUUCUGAAAGCAAUCCUCCUGAACCAAUGUCAUAUACAGCUAUUUCAAUUUCUCAAGCAUCUGAUGAAGAAAACAAUCGCACCUCAGAAACAGUCACAAAUAACCCUCAAAUUGCAGGACCCUUAAGUGCAAGACUUAAUGGGUUAGUGGAUCAUUUCAAGAUGGCCUUAGAUUGCUUUUUUGCAGUCUGGUUUGUGGUAGGCAAUGUGUGGAUUUUUGGAGGUCACUCUUCUCCCUCUGAUGCUCCUAAAUUGUACAGGUUAUGCAUAGUGUUCCUAACCUUUAGUUGUAUCGGAUAUGCCAUGCCAUUCAUACUAUGUGCAACAAUUUGUUGCUGCCUGCCCUGCAUCAUCUCCGUCCUGGGAUUUCGAGGGGAUUUUUCUCAGACUAGAGGAGCCACUGUGGAAUCAAUUAAUGCUCUCCCAACCUACAAAUUCAAGUUAAAGGAAAAUGAGACCAGUGAUGAUCACGAGUGCAACAUGGAUAGUGAAGGUGGGCUCUUGGCUGCAGGGACAGAAAAGGAGCGCGCAAUAUCAGGAGAAGAUGCGGUUUGUUGUAUUUGCUUGGCAAAGUAUGCAGAUGAGGAUGAGCUAAGAGAGCUACCAUGUUUACAUGUCUUUCAUGUGGAGUGCGUUGACAAAUGGUUGAAAAUCAAUGCAUCAUGUCCCCUCUGUAAAAGUGAGGUUGGAGAGAGCAGCAGUGCCUCACCAUUGGCCAGAGACUCGGACCAGCAGUAGGGUGAGGGAGAUGGUCAAACCCCAAUUGGGGUGGUUCGUCGAAGUGCAAAAAAUUCCAUAUUGUUUCACAGAAGAGCCUUUGACAACCGAGUCUGUUGUCUCAGGUUCUGUCAUGGGGACAUGCGGUUCAGUAUAUCUGUAAAUUUCAUAUAUACUAUUCAAAUAUACAGGUGAGUUUUGUACCUUGUCCUGUACUCUUUGUUUGGUGGGCACAUUCAUGGAGCCCUUGCUAUGGAAGGAAAAAAAUGAUAAACAUGUCUCAUGUCCAAACUACAGUCUGCAAGUACACCUUGUCACCUAAGAAGCAAUUUUAUCGAAAUUCCAUUCCGUUCGGGUUCUGAUA